Messenger RNA from Procambarus clarkii (red swamp crayfish), 837 nucleotides. RefSeq names its product golgin subfamily A member 6-like protein 7. The record is from RefSeq and is a predicted model, not a curated record. NCBI's taxonomy places the organism in Eukaryota, Metazoa, Arthropoda, Malacostraca, Decapoda, Cambaridae.
AUGCAACAGGUGAGGAAGAGUCAGCAACAAGUGAGGAAGAGUCAGCAACAGGUGAGGAAGAGUCAGCAACCGGUGAGGAAGAGUCAGCAACAGGUGAGGAAGAGUCAGCAACAGGUGAGGCAGAGUCGGCAACAAGUGAGGAAGAGUCAGCAACAGGUGAGGAAGAGUCGGCAACAGGUGAGGAAGAGUCGGCAACAGAUGAAGAAGAGUCAGCAACAAGUGAGGAAGAGUCAGCAACAGGUGAGGGAGAGUCAGCAACAGGUGAGGAAGAGUCGGCAACAGGUGAGGAAGAGUCAGCAACAGGUGAGGAAGAGUCGGCAACAGGUGAGGAAGAGUCAGCAACAGGUGAGGAAGAGUCAGCAACAGGUGAGGAAGAGUCAGCAACAAGUGAGGAAGAGUCAGCAACAAGUGAGGAAGAGUCAGCAACAGGUGAGGAAGACUCAGCAACAGGUGAGGAAGACUCAGCAACAGGAGAGGCAGAGUCUGCAACAGGUGAGGAAGAGUCAGCAACCGAUGAGGAAGAGUCAGCAACAGGUGAGGAAGAGUCAGCAACAGGUGAGGAAGAGUCAGCAACAGGUGAGGAAGAGUCAGCAACAGGUGAGGCCGAGUCGGCAACAAGUGAGAAAGAGUCAGCAACAAGUGAGGAAGAGUCAGCAACAGGUGAGGAAGAGUCAGCAACAGGUGAGGAAGUCAGCAACAGGUGAGGAAGAAUCAGCAACAGGUGAGGAAGAGUCGGCAACAGGUGAGGAGGAGUCAGCUACAGGUGAGGAAGAGUCAGCAACAGGUGAGGAAGAGUCGGCAACAGGUGAGGAAGAGUCAGCAACAGGUGAGGAAUAG